GCCGCAGCCGUUGCGCAACUCGAGCUUACAACGAUCACACUUCCUCUCCACGCGCCGAGAUAUUUCAAUUGCCAGCACAGCACCUUUCGCCUCGCCUCGCCUGUCACACACCGACCUCCCGGUGUCGCGCAUCCCUUGAGUCUCCGCCCGCGCGGAGGUCGAUUAGCAGCUCCGCAUAGCUGUCCAGAACCAAGCAACACUCGCACGCACAGCUUCCGCACCACCGCCGCCAUGUCGUUACAAUCCUACUUCCUCGACGUCAUAUACUCGUUCACAAACUGCAUGGUGUGCUUUCCCGGCUCGCCGAACCUGAAAAUAAACAGCCGCAACUUCAAGAUACUCCGGCUGCUCGGGGAGGGUGGCUUCUCCUACGUCUACCUCGUCCAAGACAAUGCGAACCAGCAGCUCUUCGCCCUCAAGAAGAUCCGCUGCCCCUUCGGCCAGGAAUCUGUCUCGCAGGCCCUCAAAGAAGUAGAAGCCUACUCGCUCUUCUCGCCGCAUCCAAACAUCAUCCACUCGAUCGACUACAGCGUCGCGUCGGACAAGUCAGACCCCAGCGCCAAGACGGUGUACAUCCUCUUGCCGUACUACCGCCGCGGAAACCUGCAGGACAUGAUCAACGCGAAUCUGGUCAACCACACAAAGUUCCCCGAGAAGCGGCUCAUGCAAUUGUUCUUAGGCGUGUGCAAGGCGCUCAAGACGAUGCACCAGUACCGGAUGAGCGAGGGGCCGGGCGGCGCGCGGAGCGAGGGCAAGGCGAAGAAAGUAAGGAAGGAUGCCGCGCGCGCGGAUGCAGAGGCAGCUGAGGCCAUGGAGAUGCGGCGGCAUAGGGAUCACGAUGAUGACGACGAGGCGGAGGGUGAGGGCCUGCUCGAGAGCGGGGAGGCGAGUCUCGCGCAGGAGGGCAUUGCGCCGGGCGGGGAGCGCGCGUAUGCGCAUCGGGAUAUCAAGCCCGGCAACGUAAUGAUCGACGACGACGGCGUUAACCCCAUCCUCAUGGACCUGGGCUCCCUCGCGCCCUCGCCCACCCCGAUAACAUCGCGCUCGCUCGCCCUCCAGGUCCAAGACACCGCCGCCGAGCACUCCACAAUGCCCUACCGUGCGCCGGAACUCUUCGAUGUAAAAACUGGCAGCGUAAUCGACACCAAAGUCGACAUCUGGAGCAUGGGCUGCAUGCUGUACGCUUGUCUGGUGGGCAAAUCGCCGUUCGAAGCGCGCAGCGAUGAGACAGGGGGUAGUCUGAGCAUGUGCGUGUUGGGUGGGGACUGGAGGUUUCCGGAUGAGGGGAGAGGGGCGAAGAAACCAGCGGAUGGCGAGGGCAUAAGUGAGAACGUCAAGGAGGUCGUGAGGAAGUGUCUAAAGGUUGAACCCGGGGAGAGGCCGGACGUCGACCAGCUUAUUGAGAUGGUGGAGGGGGUUAUUGCAGAGCUGCCUGAGGACGGAUCAGAGUAGGGCGAGGGAAGCGCGUGAUUGCGAGAGCAUGUAAGAGCGGACGGUGUUGAUUAUAGGUGUACUUAUUCGAAUUUUCGAGGUCACGACGCCAUGGUGUGUAAGAAAGUGCUUUAGCUGCAACCAAUAUACCCUUCUACG
Molecule: messenger RNA, 1590 nt
Organism: Paraphaeosphaeria sporulosa
Lineage: Eukaryota; Fungi; Ascomycota; Dothideomycetes; Pleosporales; Didymosphaeriaceae
Product: serine/threonine kinase 16
Exons: 3
Coding region: 232-1452 (406 amino acids)
Biological process (GO): protein phosphorylation; regulation of vacuole fusion, non-autophagic; vacuolar protein processing
Cellular component (GO): Golgi apparatus; cytoplasm
Molecular function (GO): protein serine/threonine kinase activity; ATP binding
Source: RefSeq, a predicted model, not a curated record